Pocillopora meandrina is the source of this 675-nucleotide messenger RNA. The record is from the annotation of a GenBank genome assembly. NCBI's taxonomy places the organism in Eukaryota, Metazoa, Cnidaria, Anthozoa, Scleractinia, Pocilloporidae.
AUGCAAAUCGCUUACAAUACUGUGCUCCUUUCGUCCCUUUAUGUCAAUUCGGUAAUUAUUCACAUAAGAACAGACACCUCCAUGAAAACUGCAUCCAACUAUUUAAUUUUGAAUCAAGCAUGCGCUGACCUGCUGGUUGGAAAUUCCUUGUUAUUGCUAAUUUCCCACAGUUUUGAAUUAGGAAACCUAUGGUUUGGGCGAGGGUUGGGUCAGGCCACUUGCAGCUUGCUUUUGUGAGCAUAAGUAAGCCACCCUUCUUUUCAGUUUGCUUUUAUCAUAAUAGCUAUUAAUCGCUUUUAUGCUGCAAGUCGGCCAUUAGAAAUAUCUCCGAUAUCUAUAGAUAAAAUAAAAUAUGCGGCUUCUUCAACACAUGUAAUUGUAAACAAAUUAGUUACUCAAGUCGAGGGAUGCUAUAAUUGCAAUUUCUUAGACACAUGGAUAACGUUUUAGCACGUCAUGGCCACAAUAAGCUUUGCCUUACCUUUGGUGAUAGUAUUGUUGCUUUACACUAUUGUAUGCCGCAAACUUUGGUCACGUGAGGUACCAGAGGAAGGAGCCAAUCAUAAUCAAGCACAAGCACAAGUUCUUCAAACAUCACGAAAAGUUACCCGUAUGAUGAUUGUGGCUGUUGUUUUAUUCCUACUGUGUUGGCGGCUUCCGUAUGUUUUUAGAUUA